AUGUCUGCCGGACCAAAGCCUCUAUUAUCCGGCGGACUAAUCUGCUUAUUGGUCGCGACUUUCGGGGUCUCGCGUCAGUGGCAUGGCUUGUGUGCAGUGUGCACUGUUGAAAACGAGUGCACAGGCUCGUUUGUGACCUCACCCCAAUUGCCAUCAGAGCACUGGCUUCUCUCGCACGUCAGGAUGCUCAGGCGAGUCCUUUUGCCUCAGACGCCGAGGUUUCAAAACACCGUGCCCCAUGAACUUCUCCUCCCAUUAAUGUUCAUGGGGCACGGUCUUUUAUUGCUAGCCGUUUGCAUUCAUGGGGCACGGUACUCGAUUAGGAAUGCUCUUGGCAGCCGUCUGAUCUGUCAACGGAUCACGGCAGCUCUGUCCGCAGAGCUCAUCCUCCCCGUCUUCCCACCACCACCCACACUCUCAGGCCACAGGCCCCAACACAUCAUCAUCGGCUGCCUCCACGCACCAUCUUCCACGCCUACUUGCCCUGUGCUUCCUCUCGCUAGCGUGCACGGCUAUCGCGCACCUUCUCCUUGCACAUCGCGUACACCACGCACCGUCAGGACCUGCCGGGACACACCAUUGCCUGGGUACGGGGAAGUCCCCACUGUGCACACUGUCUCGUUGUUCGUGAACCCGCCCCAUUGCCUGCCGAGCGUGUCGCUCCUUGCUGCUGCAUCCCACCCUUUCGUGUCAGAGCCACGUCACACGUGUUUUCGAGGCUAUUACAAUGGCGCGGAAGCCUCGACUGACGACAAUAUCACCUGGAAGGGCCAAGAUCGCGCCGCUAGAGAAAGAGUCCGGCUGGACCUCGAAGAGGCUGUAUGGUGCGAUGAGCACCUCGACAGUCUGAUGACGAGCUGCCUUGAGGAUUUCCUGGACGACAAUGAGUCCGAGCUAGCAGAGUAUGCCGCUGGCAUUGCACGAGGCAGCAUCACUGAUCGGACGCGAGACGGGCAUGCCAGAAUAAUCAAGGCUUAUAUUGUGUUCCACAAGCAGCACAACACUGAAUGGGACCCGACUGCUGUCACGGGUCAAACACCUUAUGACAUCCGCACCUUCAUCACCCACAAGUGUGGCGAGAAAAAUAAGGGGUACGAGGGCAAAAGGGCAUCUGACACGAAGGUCACAGCCAGUUCUCAACUGCCGUUUCGACCCGCGCAGCACUCAGUUACUGGUACCGGCACUGUCGACCCAAUGAAAGUGUUACCGAGUGGCGCUGUGACGAAACCACUGGCGUGUGUCCAUGAGACCCAGUGAAAGUCGGACAUGGCCAUUUCCACGCGCAGCCACGCAAAUCUACUGUGGCUAUGGCACGUCGAAUCGCGUAGUCAUGCGUCGGUAUCUGCGCUUUCUGUAGCUGCAAAAACGACGCGCAUCGGCGCUGGUGUAUGCUUUUCGACGCAUUGACUACUAAAUAGAAUUCCGUAGAUUUAAAUAUAACUGCAUGUC
Suillus clintonianus is the source of this 1449-nucleotide messenger RNA. RefSeq lists its product as uncharacterized. NCBI's taxonomy places the organism in Eukaryota, Fungi, Basidiomycota, Agaricomycetes, Boletales, Suillaceae. The coding region runs from base 1 to 1257 and encodes 418 amino acids. The record is from RefSeq and is a predicted model, not a curated record. The transcript is spliced from 11 exons.